Molecule: messenger RNA, 1153 nt
Organism: Pisolithus orientalis
Lineage: Eukaryota; Fungi; Basidiomycota; Agaricomycetes; Boletales; Pisolithaceae
Product: ribosomal protein S5 domain 2-type protein
Exons: 5
Coding region: 40-888 (282 amino acids)
Biological process (GO): U4 snRNA 3'-end processing; nuclear polyadenylation-dependent mRNA catabolic process; nuclear mRNA surveillance
Cellular component (GO): nuclear exosome (RNase complex); cytoplasmic exosome (RNase complex)
Source: RefSeq, a predicted model, not a curated record
GGAAGCUCAGCCUAGCCUUCACCAUCCCAACUGUCCAGCAUGCGACCGCCGUCGCCGUCAAUACCUGAAAAAGAAUUCGUAUACCAAGCACUGAAACAGUCUCUCCGACUCGAUGGCCGCAAUCACCUUGACGCCAGGACGCCGACACUCGACUUUGGUCCAGAUCUCGGUUGGGUGGAGUGUGGGUAUGGAAAAACACGAGUGAUCGCUUAUGUCGAGGCAAAAAUGACGAAGCCGCCACCCGAACGACCUCUAGAGGGCAUUAUCACAAUACACUCCGAGAUAUCGCCUAUGGCGUCUGUGGAUUACGAACCCGGUCGCCCAUCGGAGGAGGAAAUAACGAUCACACGGAUGUUAGAUAAGAUUUUGAGAAGGAGCGAUGCGAUUGACAAGGAAUCGCUUUGCAUCGUUGCCGGUGAGCGAGUCUGGCACCUUCGCUUAACGAUCCACUGUCUUGCAGACGCAGGAAACAUGCUGGACUGCGCAUGUCUCGCAGGCAUAGUGGCCUUCAAACAUUUCCGCAAGCCGGAGGUUGAGGUUAUCGGGGACGAGGUGAUCGUCCAUUCAGCAGCAGAACGAUCACCGGUACCCUUGGCUAUCCAUCAUAUGCCCUUCUGCGUUACGUUUGCAUUUUUCCCGGACCCUUCUAUGCGGCCCGUGCUAGAUCCGUCACUAUUGGAACAACGGUUGAGCACAGGCCUGAUGAGCAUCGCGUUGAACGCACAACGUGAAAUCUGUGUCCUACAGAAGGCUGGCGGUGUGCCGAUUGCUGCAGAAGAAGUACUGCAGUUGAUCGAUGUCGCAGUAACGGUGGCUAAGGAUCUAGACAAGUUUGUUCAAAUGCGAUUACGAGAAGACUGGGAAACCAGAAAGAUAGAAAUUAUGUAGGCAAACAUCCCCAUCUUCGUUCUAGCAUCGAUCGCAGGAAGGAGAUGAAACCGGUCUAUAUGUGCAUGAGGUGUAGUGGUAUACAUUGUAGUGUACCCGACUUCUUUAUGUAACGUCUGCUUGACACUUCAAUCCCUAUUACAUAGAAGUCUUCAUGGCUCUAUCAAGAACCAGGUAAGUGCACACGCAAGAAGCGGAUCAUCGGUCUUAAUCCUUACGGGCUCGCUUCCUCGCGGUGCCGUCCUGCAUACCAAUAUCAUUGUCG